Molecule: messenger RNA, 354 nt
Organism: Pseudomassariella vexata
Lineage: Eukaryota; Fungi; Ascomycota; Sordariomycetes; Amphisphaeriales; Pseudomassariaceae
Product: small nuclear ribonucleoprotein Sm D2
Exons: 4
Coding region: 1-354 (117 amino acids)
Biological process (GO): RNA splicing; spliceosomal snRNP assembly
Cellular component (GO): U5 snRNP; U2 snRNP; U4/U6 x U5 tri-snRNP complex
Molecular function (GO): RNA binding
Source: RefSeq, a predicted model, not a curated record
AUGGCGGACGCAAAGAUCCAGGACCUCCUCACGAAGCCGCGCAAUGAGUUAACGGAGUAUGAGAUCCAACAGCUCGAAGAGCACGAGUUCAGUGCGGGACCCCUCUCCAUCCUCCAGACCGCCGUUCGAAGCCAUACACAAGUCCUCAUCUCAAUUCGCAACAACCGCAAGCUGCUUGCCCGAGUCAAGGCCUUCGACCGGCAUUGCAACAUGGUGCUGGAAAACGUGAAGGAGAUGUGGACCGAGACGCCCAGACUUGCGAAUGGCAAGAAGGGCAGACCAGUCAACAAGGAUCGGUUCAUUAGCAAGAUGUUCUUGAGAGGAGAUUCAGUCAUCUUGGUUCUUCUCAGCUAG